GGCACGAACAACUGGAGGAAAAGAAGGAAAAAUCUAUUCGCGCUAUCUCAUCUUCUCCAUUCAUCGUUCAUAAAGCUUGCAUCGGGUUGCAGCGCAUUGCGCAUAGCGUCAUUCUUCCUGCACGAAUCCCUUGGAAAAAUCCCCUAGUCCUGCCAGUCCAGUCCCCUACGGCCUAUGCCCUACAAAUCUUCCAAUUAUUUCCAAUUCAUCUGAUCGAUCCAGCCCUGCCAGCCAUACACUACAAUCCGCAUAGACCUAACUAAGCUCCAACGACCCUCUUUCCAAAUCCACUUCAUCCCAUCCUUAAUCCACUCGAAACUAUCCUAUCAUAUCCUAUCAUACGAUCUAUUACCCUGCCGCCUACUACCGCCUACCUACUUCACCGCACACGAUCAACCACUGUCUCGUUAUUGUUUUUUUUGUGGUCCGAUCAACUACAUACAUAGUAACCCCCCCCCCCCGGGCCGGCCGCCACCACGACCGAUUCACCGACUUGCAUUGUAUUUUAGUCCCAUCCUAAUCCAACACCGCUCGUUUCUCCUCCCCUGUACCUAUCAACCACCCGACCGCUCUGCAUACCUACAUGUUACGAUGCGAAUCUAUUAAAUGCUUCACUCGCCAUGGCCUUCAACUUCAACUGGUCGCCGCUCACGGCCGACGCCGAGUUCUAUAAGCGAGCUCAGGAGCUCCUCACGGACGCACUCAAUAAAUCUCCGAAGCCCCCCAUAAUCGUCGAUGAUAUCCUCGUCACCGAGUUCAACCUCGGAUCCGUACCGCCGGAUCUGGAGAUUCUAGAGAUUGGGGACUUGGCCGAGGAUAGGUUUCGCGGCAUCUUCAAGAUGUGCUACUCGGGUGACGCCUUCUUGACAUUACGAACAAGAGUUCAAGCAAACCCCUUGAAUACGUAUCUCUCAGCUAAGCCGACCUUCACGUCGCCGCAACCACUAGCAGCUGCAUCAAGCCUGACGAUACCUUUGUCUAUUACUUUAUCUGAGAUUAAGCUAUCCGCUUUCAUUAUUUUGGUUUUUUCGAAGCAAAAAGGUCUUACCUUGGUCUUCCGAAAUGAUCCUCUUGAAUCACUCAAGGUCUCUUCGACCUUUGACUCAAUCCAGUUCGUUCGAGACUACCUUCAGAGAACCAUUGAAGGAAAGUUACGAACUUUAAUGAUGGAUGAGUUACCAGCUAUUAUUCAUAAACUCUCUCUACGGCUUUGGUGUCCUGAUCAAUUGCCGAGGGAAGACAUUGUGCCGAAAGAAGAGGCCGAGGAUGAAGCUGUCAUCGACCCCUUUACCAAUCUACCUGCGGAAGCAGUCGACUCCAAUGGACAUGUGCUUGAUCCUAGUGAGAUUGCGUCGAUAUCUAUGGACGGUGGUCCGGAGAUGCAGUCGCUCUUCUCUCAGAAGAAUCUGUUGAGAUUAGCAGCUCUUACCGACUCCCAUCGGACAUUAUCGCUUUUCACACCUGGAAUUCGUGAUGCAUUGUUCAGAGCUUGGGCAGGGUCGAUGGACCGCAGUGAUACCGGUUACUCAACGCCGAACCCAAUGAUGCCUAGUCUAAUGCGAACGCAUUCCGUGCAGGGAAGUAGUACAACCUACACGUUUACCGAUUCAAGCAGCGUGGAUCAAGGCAGUAUACCCUCCCGGCCGUCUUUAACUAGUCUUCACUCGGCUACCACCGGUCUGGCUCUUGGCGCUGGUCGGCAUUCAAGAAGCUCGCGCAAGAAGAAGACUCGUGUAGUUAACUUGCGCCGCAGUAGAGCUGGAGAUGAGACGAGCACCGAAGCUAGUGAGUCUGUAUCGGAGACUACGUCGGUUGCUGGUCCAUUUUCGGAACCCAUCUUGCCGACUUCAAUACCAGAAGAUCCCGAGGAUGAACCAGCCGAUGAAGAACCGUAUUCAAGUAACAUUCGAUUCAGGUCUGAGAAGGAAUUGCCAUCUCGUCCGCCCCUGGAUAUGGAUAUGUUCAAAGAUCCAGCUGCCACCGUGGAUGCUUCCGUAGAGUCGGCGGAGAAUGUGUCAGUAGUGAACAAUGCGAGUAGUACUCCAGUCCGGCGCCAGGAAAGGAUUUUAGAAGCUCUCGCUUCGUCUUCCAGAAGCCCGUUUAAUCUAGAACGACGUCGGCCGAUGAGUUCCGAUUCCUCAUCGGUGAUCCUAGAGCAGGCUUGGAUCAUGAAGAUGGCAGGCGAGAUUGCUCGUCGCGUAUAUGACGAGAAGCAGCGAAACGAGAACUUUUGGGCGGAGGCGGAAGACACUCCGCCCCCCGCAUACCAAGCGACACAAUAAGCUGUCGCAUAGAGCACCAUCAUUUCAAUCUUUCCAAGAUUUUUUUCGUUUGUCUAUACAAGCACAGUAGACUGUAAAUACGGCACAUGGCGUUACGACAAGGCAUUACGGCAGGGAAGGCCCUGGUGGUGGAGAUAUCCGAAUGUCUAAUGUUUAUUGAGCAGUGUGUUUUUGCAGCAGAGGCGUUUGGGCGAACGGGUCUAUAAAAAUGGGGAUAUUGAUUACGACUUGUUUUGAAAGGGAAGACUGACUAUUUUGGUCUAUCGGUCGAAGACAACGUUGGGAGCUCGGACGAAAGAAAAACUCGUCAGACACAAGAGUUUUUCGAUACAGCAAAUAAACUGCUUUUAGCAAGCCUCUCUUAUGUCAAGAUCGGAUUGCGCCCUAGAGGCCACUAUGGAAGGAAAGGACUGGGGAAAAGGGAGGUCAAGGAUAGGGACCCAGGGGAUUUAGGGUACGGUAGAGUUAGAGCAUGCUGGUACAUAAGGGGUCUCCCGGGUACGGCUGAGCUAGCUAGCUGUGUCGUGGAGACUCGCUCGAGGCUGGAGUCCUCUUGAGGGAAAUACUCCAAUCCGAAAUCAAUAAAGACCAUAUUAUGAGCAAUUCGAUGGUGU
Molecule: messenger RNA, 2896 nt
Organism: Daldinia decipiens
Lineage: Eukaryota; Fungi; Ascomycota; Sordariomycetes; Xylariales; Hypoxylaceae
Exons: 2
Coding region: 621-2282 (553 amino acids)
Biological process (GO): phospholipid transport; mitochondrion organization
Cellular component (GO): ERMES complex
Molecular function (GO): lipid binding
Source: RefSeq, a predicted model, not a curated record